Synchytrium microbalum is the source of this 1140-nucleotide messenger RNA. RefSeq lists its product as uncharacterized. The record is from RefSeq and is a predicted model, not a curated record. Gene Ontology annotation, molecular function: double-stranded RNA binding; ribonuclease III activity. Bases 1 to 1140 code for a protein of 379 amino acids. Gene Ontology annotation, cellular component: nucleus. Gene Ontology annotation, biological process: primary miRNA processing; rRNA processing; regulation of gene expression. The transcript is spliced from 4 exons. Lineage: Eukaryota; Fungi; Chytridiomycota; Chytridiomycetes; Synchytriales; Synchytriaceae.
AUGAGCGUGAGAGAAGCUAGUAGGAAUGUGAAUCAUCAUGCACAUCGCAUGUCUGUAUAUUUAUCAUCAACACGCACAUCAUCAUCCCCCCACAUCCCACUCAUACCAUCAAACCAUCACCAACAUCGCAACUUCCCCUCUGAAGCCCUCGCACAGAAAAACCUAGCAAAGAAACUCGCUCUCAAAUUCCCCCUCCCCAUACACCACAUCCAGCCCGCUCCAAUAUCUCGUCCUCCAACACCAUCUUCCACAUCACCAGAAGAAUACAAGGCUCGAGUCGCUGCCUUUAUAGCUCGAACAGGCCUGUCGCAUCUAGACACCGAUGUGCUGGUGCGUGCACUGACGCAUCGGUCAUACCGUGGUCCUUAUAAUAGUAGUAAUAGUAGUAAUACGACAAGUGGGUUGCCAGCAUUGAGUCCAUUACCACCGACAGAUGUAAAUGAUCGGUUUGCGGUGGUUGGGGAAUCGCUGCUGAGAAUGUAUAUUACAGAGUGGAUUGCAUGGAGGUAUCGGAAUCUGGCUGGGGAUGAUUUGGAGGAGGCUGUGGAUGCGUAUGUCGGGUUGGCUGCUCUUGCUAAGGUUGGACGUGGACUGGGUGUGCAGCGUGUUAUGAGAUGGAAGUAUAUGGACAAAGAAACAUCCCUCGGCGAAACCCCCAUUAUAUCCCGUGUAAUGCAAGCCCUCGUAGGCGCCCUCUACGAAACCAAGGGCCCAACCCCCGCCAAGGAAUUCAUCAAGGCACACAUCCUAUCCCGUGUUAUAGACCUCGAGUCCCUCAUAGUCAUAAACAAACCAAAAGCCAUGCUGUCGCAAGUAUACCGGACUCUCAAGCGGGAGAGACCGAUUGCGAGACUGGUCAAAGAGACUGGUAGGCAGAGUCAUUCGCCGGUAUUUGUUGUGGGGAUGUAUUCUGGGGAUGUUAAAGUUGGAGAAGGAUACGGAAGCUCGAUAAAAAUGGCUGAAACAAGAGCAGCAAAAGACGCCCUCCUCCAGUAUUUCCUAAAAGAUUCCAAAACUACAGUACAGCUUCCAUCAGAUCAAGUAACUGGUGACGAAGAGGACUUGAUUUCAUUCUUUGCAUCAAAAACAGCAGCAGACGCAUCACAACCAUCAUCUACAGACGCAUCACCAUUGUCAUAA